AGCUCAGUUUUAAGAGAUACUUUAAAGAAUAAAGAUCGUUCUCGCGAUCAAUUAAAAAAAAAAUAUUGUACCUAUAUAAAAUACCUACAUACCUAUUAAUUAUCUUACAAAUUAAUUUUAAAAUAAUUAUUAGAAUAGAGAAAAUAACUGAAGAAAGAGAAAAUUAAAAAAAAAAUAAAGUGAUUAAUAUAGAGAGAAAAUAAUGUGAGAGCUUAUAGCUCAAUUUUAUUUUUAUUCAGCAAUUCAAUAUAAUACGUGGUGGUUUGGUCAGCUGUUGGUUUUAAAAGUAUUAAAGAAGUUCAUAAAAUUAUCAAAAGGUGAAAACUUAAAAAAAAAUCAAGAGAAAUAAGAAGGAAAAAAAAACAUAAUAUGGUCGCCUCAAGGAAAUUUAUUGGUGUUUUAUUAUUCCAAUUGCUUAUAUCAUUAAAUAACUAUAGCGGAAUUUUAUGUAGUAGUGACCAGUAUGAGGGUGACGAAUGUGAAUGGAGAGGAAAACGGGGAGUGUGUGUUUCAUUAAAAAAUUGCCAAUCAUUGACCAAAGAACUUUCUGCAAAAACCAUAACUUUUAGUGACUUAGAAAAUUGUGCUUUUAAUGGUAAUGAUUAUGUUGCAUGUUGUACUGAUAUUGAUCCUUCAGCAUUACCGAGAAAAAGCGAUACAUCCUCCACUGGCAGUACAACAAGACCUAACGUUUAUUUCCCCGAUGAUCCAUAUUUGAGUGAAAUAAAAAAGAAAACUAGUACAGAAAGCCCACAAACCAUAAAUAGAAUUUCUAAAAGGCCGACAGAAGUAGCGUGUGAUGGUUUCAAAAAAGAAUUUCCUGGAAAAACACUUGGUCAGAAAAUAAUUGGCGGUAAAGCAGCUGAAAUUGGUGAAUAUCCUCAUAUGGCUGCUCUCGGUUAUGGAACUGGUGAAUUGACGUGGGACUGUGCAGGCUCAUUAAUCUCUGAUAGAUACGUAUUAACUGCUGGACAUUGUGUCAGUAGUCGCACUAAUCAACCAGUAAUGGUACGUAUGGGCAGAAAUAAUAUUAAAGAAGAUGAUCCCGAUGAUCUUGCUCCAACUGAUGUCACAAUUGAGAAUGUUACAUUGCACAGAAGGUAUAGAUCAUCAGAGAGCUACAAUGAUAUUGCUCUAAUUAAAUUAUCGCGACCAGUUACUUUUCAAUCUGGUUUGCAUCCUGCAUGUUUGUAUACAAAAACAGAGGACUUAAAUGAAGCCAUGAAUUUAACAAUCGCUGGAUGGGGUACAACUAAUAUUAGCACACGAGCAAAAAGCGAUUUUUUACAGAAAGCUACCGUUCGAACUGUGCCAUUUGAAAAAUGUUCAACAAUUUCAGCAUUAACGAACGAUAGAAGACUGUUAAGGGGUUUACUUAAUUCUCAAUUAUGUGCAAAUGAUGACACAGCUGAUACUUGUCAAGGUGAUUCUGGUGGACCAUUACUCAUUGCAAAUGAUGAGAGAGUGUCAACUAUAAUUGGUAUUACAAGUUUUGGAAUAUCAUGUGCCACGGAAAUUCCCGGAGUGUAUACUAGAGUAGCCAGCUAUUUAGAUUGGAUAGAAUCAAUAGUGUGGCCAACGCUACAGAAUUCAUACGUGACGUCAUUAAAAUGUUUAAAUUCAAAAAAUUCAAUGCAGUAUUCUUGUUUAGGCGCUCAAUUGCAACAAGUACCAAGAAGUAAUGGAAAUUUAACUGAUAAUGAAUUAUGUUCAUCUAAAGAUGGUAAAAUAGUUGUAUGUUGCACGGAUAACUAUUCCCAAUUAAAGGAAAAGAGUACAACAAUUGGAUCUCAAUACGAAAACUAUCAGAGGAAAAAACGUCGUGUAGUAUUUCCAAUUCUUUCAUGGAAAAUAUCAUUAUUUAAUAUGCUCCUGAAAUCAGUAUCAGAUAAUCUUGAACUUAUACAAAAAGAGCAAAGAAUGAGAGUUAACGAUGAUCGCUUGGAGAAAGCUAGAGACAGACAAUAUUUUAAAACAAUGUACGGCAAUCAAGCAGUGUCAUUAAACACUGGAAGCACAAUGACACGAUCUACUGAAAACCCAAGACUUGCAAACGGAAUGACAAGCCGAAUGUUAAGCAGAACAGAAACCAUAAAAAAAAGACCAGCAGAAAUAGCUUGUGAUAAUUAUGUUAAUUCGUUUCCUAGUCAAGUUAUAAGAAAUUAUAUAGUUGGGCUUCGACAAAAAGCUGAUGUUGCUGAAUUUCCUCACAUGGUUGCACUUGGGUAUGGAGUGGGUUCCUAUGAAUUUCGUUGUGCAGGAACAUUAAUAUCAGAUAGUUAUGUGUUAACUGCUGCUCAUUGUAUCGAGCCAUCUUCUAAACCAGUAAUUGCUCGUAUGGGUAGAAAUAACAUAAAAGAUGAUGAUACAGAUAAUUAUUCACCUACUGAUGUUCGAAUACAGAAUAUUAUCACGCAUAAGUCCUAUAAGAGCGUCGAAUUUUAUAAUGAUAUUGCUCUUCUUAAAUUGGCUCGACCAGUAAAAUUUACUAAUGGUUUACAUCCUGCUUGUUUAUACACAAAAAUUGAUGAUUUAAGUGAAACACAAAAACUAGUAAUAACAGGAUGGGGAGUAACAGAUUUAAAGUAUCAAAAAACGAUUCAUCUCUUACAGAAAGCUAAUGUAAGAACUGUGCCACUUAAUAAAUGUGCUGCAAAACCAGAAUUCAAAAAUGUUUUUGCGAUACCUAGAGGAGUUACAAAUUCCCAAAUAUGCGCGUAUAGUGAAGUGUCUGACACCUGUGAAGGUGAUUCUGGUGGACCAUUACUUAUUGAAGAUGACAAAAAGGUUGCUACUGUGAUUGGUAUUACUAGUUUUGGAAUGUCUUGUGGAACUAAUACACCAGGCCUAUAUACUAGAGUAGCUUACUAUUUAAAUUGGAUAGAGUCAAUAGUGUGCGAGUUGGUUCAGGGCCAUUUGCAAAUUGAAAGAAUUCUUGAUAUUCAUUAUGAAAAAGUAAUCGGUCUUUGCAAAUACUUACAAGCAAAAGAAGGAAGUUCAUGUCAAUGGAAAGGAACUCCGGGAAUAUGUACAUUAGUCGAAAACUGUAUGACAUUACAGAAUUAUUUAAUAACUGGAAAACUGUAUUUAAAAGAUAUUCAACAAUGUAAACAUAAUGGUACUGAAAUGAUAGCAUGUUGUACAGAUACUGAAUCUAUAAGAUUAUAUUUCACAAAAAGAGAUCGCAGGUCUGUUUCUCAAUUAGAUAAUGUUUCUACGCAUCCUGACUUUGCUAGUGAUUCUUUGGACUAUUCUGAAAUGAUGCCUGAAGUUGAAUCGAAAGCGCUCAAAAAACAACGUCCUGCAGUUAGAGCUUGUAAUAGAUUUAAAAAGGAAUAUGCUGAACUACCUAUACCGAUAGAAAAUAGAAUUUUUGCAGGGGUAGAAACUAAAAAGGAUGAAUUACCACAUGUUGUUGCUCUUGGCUAUGGAGAUCCACAACUUGAUUGGGACUGUGCUGGUACUUUAAUAUCUAGAAGGUUUGUGCUUACCAGCGCUAGAUGUGUUCAAAAUGUAGGAAAACCCCCAGUUGUGGUUCGUAUUGGUCAUGUUAAUAUUAGAAACGACAAGUCAUAUGAUGAUGUUAAAAUUCAGAAUAUUAUAAAACAUGAAUAUUUUGUAUCGACUAAGGGUUACAAUGACAUAGCUCUCUUAAAAUUAGCAAAAAGAGUCAAUUUUUCAUCUAGUAUUUUUCCGGCCUGUUUGUACACACAUGCUGAAGAUAUAAGUCCGGAAGUCGAUUUAACAAUAUCAGGUUGGGGUAUAUUAAGUGUAAUUGAACGGGAGCAAAGUGAAAUUUUACAAAAUGCAAUAACUCAUUUCGUUCCAUCAGAAGAAUGCUCAACAAAAGAAUAUAUUAAAAAUGAUUCACGUCUACCAGAUGGUAUUAUUGAAAGUCAAUUGUGCGCUUAUGAUGAAUUUGGUUCCGUGUGCCGCGGUGAUGCUGGCGGUCCAUUAGAAAUUAGAAAUCAAACUUCGAUUUCAACUGUAGUAGGAAUAACAAGUAUAGGAUUAUCAUGUGGAGCAAGAACCCCAAGUGUAUACACACGUGUAUCAAGUUAUUUAGAUUGGAUAGAACCGAAAGUGUGGCCAAAAUUAAAAAAUUAAUUC
Condylostylus longicornis is the source of this 4110-nucleotide messenger RNA. RefSeq lists its product as uncharacterized. NCBI's taxonomy places the organism in Eukaryota, Metazoa, Arthropoda, Insecta, Diptera, Dolichopodidae. Gene Ontology annotation, biological process: proteolysis. The transcript has 23 exons. Gene Ontology annotation, molecular function: serine-type endopeptidase activity. The record is from RefSeq and is a predicted model, not a curated record. The coding region runs from base 370 to 4107 and encodes 1245 amino acids.